Messenger RNA from Oncorhynchus nerka (sockeye salmon), 5097 nucleotides. Its product is annotated as mucin-2-like. Bases 164 to 4870 code for a protein of 1568 amino acids. Gene Ontology annotation, molecular function: G protein-coupled receptor activity. Gene Ontology annotation, biological process: G protein-coupled receptor signaling pathway; cell surface receptor signaling pathway. The record is from RefSeq and is a predicted model, not a curated record. Gene Ontology annotation, cellular component: membrane. The transcript is spliced from 15 exons. NCBI's taxonomy places the organism in Eukaryota, Metazoa, Chordata, Actinopteri, Salmoniformes, Salmonidae.
UUGGAGCCAAUGUACAGUACUUUUCCCUUAAUUUCAACACUAAAUCAUUAACUGGUACCUGUACGUCAAUGCGGACUCUGUAAUAGGUGGAGCGCAGCAUAAGACCAACAGACGUCCUAAUAAUGUGCAGUCUGCUGACACUGGAUGACUGGAAACAGCAGAGAUGAAGGAGCUAUGGGUUAUGGUUGUCUUUGCUACAGUCUCUUUAUCACAGGGGAAUCUCACCAUAUCAUCUGCCAUUCCAACCACCAUUGACAUAACUACCCCAACUACUGAUGUCCUUUUUAACCCUGACCCUCCAGCUAGUCCCCCACAAACUACCUACACUCCAACUACCGACACGCCAACUACUUACACUCCAACUACUGCUGCCCCUUUAACACCUGACCCUCCAACUACUGACUCUCCAGCUACCGACACUCCAGCAGCCGACAAUCCAGCAACCGACAGUCCAGCAACCGGCACUCCAAUUACAUACCCUCCAACUACCGAGAAUCCAACUACUGACACUCCAGCAACCGACACUCCACCAACCGACCCUAAAACUACUGAUCCUCCAACUACCGACUUUCCAACUACCGACACUCCAACUAUCGAUACUCCAACUACCGACUCUCCAACAACCGACACACCAACUACCGGCACGCCAACUACCGAAACUCAAGCUACAGUCACUAAAACUACCGACUGUCCAACUACCGACUGUCCAACUACUGACUGUCCAACAACCUACACAUCAACAUCUGACACUACAGCUACUGAAACUCCAGCACCCGACACUAAAACUGCUGAUCCUCCAACUACCAACCAUCCAACUACCGACCUUCUCGCUACCGACCCUCCAGCUUCCGAAAUAUCAUUAAACUACACUCCAAAUACCAACUUACCAACUACCCACUAUCUAACUACCGACUUUCCAACAACGGACACUUCAGAAACCGACACUCCAGCAACCGACCUACAAGCAACCGACCUUCCAGCAACAGACUUUCCAACUUCCGAUGCUACAGCUACCAACACUCCAGCAGCCGACACUCCAGCAACCGACACUCCAGCAACCGAAACGCCAACUAUCGACACUCCAAGUACUGAAUGUCCACCUACUGACACUCCAAUUAUCGACUCUCCAACUACCGACGCUACAGUCACUAAAACUACCAACUGUCCAACUACCGAAUGUCCAACUACCAACUUUCCAACAACUGACACUCCAGCAACCGACACACAAGCAACCGACACUCCAACUACCGAAACGCCAACUGCCAACACUCCAACUACCGAAUGCCCAACUACUGACACUCCAAUUACCGACUUUCCAACUACCAACACUCCAACUACAGUCACUAAAACUAUCAACUCUCCAACUACCGACUAUCCAACUACCGACUGUCCAACCACCGACUGUCCAACUACAGUCACUAAAACUAUCAACUGUCCAACUACCGACUGUCCAACCACCGACUGUCCAACUACAGUCACUAAAACUAUCAACCGUCCAACUACCGACCGUCCAACUACCGACCGUCCAACUACCGACCGUCCAACUACCGACAUUCCAACUACCGACAUUCCAACUACCGACUGUCCAACUACCGACAGUUCAACUACCGACACUCCAACUACCGACACUCCAACUACAGGCACGCUAUCAACCGGCACGCCAACAACCGACGCGUCAACAUCUGACACUACAGCAACCAACACUCCAGCAACGGACAUUCCAACUACUGACACUCCAACUACUGGCUGUCCAACUACUGACACUCCAACUACUGGCUGUCCAACUACUGACUGUCCAACUACCGACUUCACAACUACCGACACUCCAAAUACCGGCACGCUAUCAACAUCUGACACGCCAACAACCGACAUGCCAACAACCGAGACGCCAACAACUGACAUUCCAACUACCGACAUUUCAACUACUGAACAUACUUCACUUCCAUACACAAUAGUGUGUGGACCAAUUACCACUCCCCCCAUCACCUCUCCCACCACCACUUUUCCCACCACCAACUCUCCCACAACUUCUACCACCACCCCCACCACCACCACCCCCACCAUCACCUCUCCCACCAGACCCUCUCCCACCACCAUCUCUCCCACCACCCCCACCACCAGCUCUCCCACCACCACCUCUACCACACACUCUCCCACCACCUCCACCACCACCCCCACCAUCUCCUUUCCCACCACCACCUCUCCCACCACCACCUCUCCCACAAUUCCCACCACCAACUCUCCCACCACCUCUACCACCACCCCCAACAUCAUCUCUCCCACCACCACCACCACCUCUCCCACAAUCCCAACCACCACCUCUCCCACCACAACCUUUCCCACAAUGCCCACCACCACCUCUCCUACAAUCCCCACCACCACCUCUCCCACCACCACCAUCUCUCCCACCACCAUCUCUCCCACCACCAUCUCUCCCACCACCUCCUCGACCACCACCCCUCCUCUGGUCUGUAUCAACGGUGGUAAGCUACAGAGUCAAGUUUGUAUCUGUCCUGAUGAGUGGACUGGAGAGACCUGUUCAGAUGGUACAUUCACAGUACACACCACUACACUACUAUACCUAACCCUGGAUCUCAUAUUCACAGUACACACCACUACACUACUAUACCUAACCCUGGAUCUCAUAUUCACAGUACACACCACUACACUACUAUACCUAACCCUGGAUCGCACUUUCACAGUACACACCACUACACUACUAUACCUAACCCUGGAUCUCACAUUCAGAAUGUAUAUUUCAUGUUUGCAUGUUGAAAUGUAUUUUGCUUCUAUAGGGAAUUUCUGCAAUUCCAUCAUCAUUGGUGAUUUUUCCUUCCUAAGAACACCGGCUGGCUGGUCUGCUUAUUCAGAAGAGUCAUGUGAUGAGAAGACAACCAGUGCCGGUUUACCAAAAGCCUCAGCAAGAUGUUUGAAUGACACUGGCUCUCCAAUGUUUGGUCCUCCUCACAUUCUGCAGUGUGAAUUUACCCUCAGUGACAUUCAAGGAAAUAUCUCUAGCAGUUCAGGUGAUUUACUACAGUUAGCCUUCAGUACUCAGAUCCUGACCUACCAAAAACAUCAGCUGUCAGCUGACAACAUCACCACAGCAGCGCAGAUCGCUAACACACUGCUUAAGUCUGCAAAAAUCACAGAGGACAUCGCAGUGGCAGCUAUAACUAUCAUCAGUCAGCUGCUCAAUGCCAAUAAGGAGAGUACACAGGAGAGAGACGCUGUCCAGAGCCUCACAGAGACCCUGGAGAAGUUUUCCCUGGACCAGCACAAUAAUGUGUCCUUGGUGGUUCAGCCCAACCUGGCUGUCCAGUCUGUCCAAGUACCAAGUGACUCAGUAGGGAUCCAGUUUACUGCUCUGACUGGAAGUUCUGGCAAUUUUGUGGCCAAAAGAAUUCAUCUCAACAUCAAUACCUCUGAACUGAUAGCUGACAAAGGAGGUUCUACCGAUGUCCAGAUUGUCAUGAAAUUCCCUCCAGUUUUACGUAGUAAAAACACAAACCACUCCAUUGGUUUUGUGCUCUACCAAAACGACGGGUUCUUCAGGUCCAGGGCUUUCAGAGCUUCUUCAGGAACCAGCAGAAGGGUCAUCUCUGCUAACCUGGGACAAGUGUCUGGGUUACAUGUUGAGAUGCUCUUCAAGCCCACAGCUGUUCCCAACACCUCCUUCUAUGACUUUGCCUGUGUGUCAUGGAACUACACGUUGAAAGACUGGAGCACCUUUGGCUGCUCCAAAGUCAACCACUCAGAAGACGGCCUGCGUUGUUUCUGUAAUCACACCACUAACUUUGCUGUGCUGAUGUCGUUCAGGAGGGAUUUUAAAUACGCUGAAGCGCUAAACUGGAUCACCAUAUUGGGAUGUUCCAUGUCCAUCAUAGGGUUGAGUUUAACAAUAACAUUCCAGAUGGUGACCAGGAAAUCACGCAAAACCAACCCAACAGUCCUCUUAGUGAGCGUCUGCGUGUGUCUCCUGAUCUUCACCCUCCUCUUCAUGUUGGGAGUGGACAACCCUCAUAAACAGCUGGACAAACCUGAAAUACAGGAGGACAACAUUCUCCCCCCGUCCGACACACACACGGAGCAGGACAGAGGGCCCUGUACUGCAGUGGCAGUCCUGCUGCAGUACUUCCUGUUGGGGACGUUCACCUGGAACACGCUGUACGCCACACACGUCUUCCUGAUGAUCAGAAACAGCCUGGCCACCAGCCCGUCACACUUCACAGCCUAUACCGUGGCCAUCGGAUGGGGACUGCCUGCAGUUGUGGUGGCCAUCACCUUAGGAAUUAGUUACAGAGUGGAUGAUCCACUGGGUUACAGGCAGGAGGAAUUUUGCUGGCUUGCAGCCCUCGAUCCAAAGGGGAACUUUGAUUUCAAGCUGCCAAUGUUUUGGGGGUUCCUGAUACCUGUGGCAUUCAUGCUUAUGUUCAACACAGUGAUGUUGGUAUAUUUUGCGGUUACAACGUGCAAGACCAACCCACAUUUAACCAGUACAAGACACACAUCGAUGAAGAAGAAGUUCCUCAGUAGCUUUUCUCUGGCUGUGGUGCUCGGUCUCUCCUGGAUCCUGGGCUAUCUGUUGCUCAUUCCACAGAACCAGACCAUGUACACCAUACUCAACAUCUCCUUCUGUGUACUCACCACCACUCAGGGCUUGCAGAUUUUCUUUUUGUUCACAGCGAGAACAGCAAUUUUCAAGAAAAAGAUGUCAAGUGCUUUGAAAACUGUCUCUGGCGCUGGGAUCCCUCUUCACACUAGGAAGUUCAGUCUAUGGCGAGGCGAGCACAGUGAUAAAGUAGAAUCAUACACACAUCUGGACACUGACCUGUCAUUUCCACCUUGGUCCUCACAGACAUCUAGCUGAUGGGCUGUAAGUUCAACCUCUGUUGUAAAAUAUCUCAUAUACCUCCACUAUUUUCCUAUAAUAUACAGUAUAAUACACACAACAUUUUGUAUCAAUGUAUAUUCACUGCGAAUUCCCUCAGAAGUUGUGUUGUCCAAUGAUUUUUUGCAUGAAUACCGUAUAUCCUGAACAUUUGUUCUUUAUAAAAUGUUACUGUUUUAAAUAAAUCUUUAAUCAUUCUCUUUUAA